Molecule: messenger RNA, 4686 nt
Organism: Megalopta genalis
Lineage: Eukaryota; Metazoa; Arthropoda; Insecta; Hymenoptera; Halictidae
Biological process (GO): proteasome-mediated ubiquitin-dependent protein catabolic process
Molecular function (GO): ubiquitin binding
Source: RefSeq, a predicted model, not a curated record
AAGAAUGUCGACUUUAGCAAUAAUAAAAAGUCGCCGAUAUCGGCGAGGUAUCGUCCUGUUCUGCAUAGUUAUCGGAAAUUGUGCAAACUAUGAAACGAUGACUUGAUACAACCUGUGUACCCAUGGAAGCAAUUCGUUAUCUAACCUGUCAAAAUUUAAUUUUAUAGUCGGCACGAUUGUCUUCGAAAAAAUUAUCGUGCAGGCCAGCGUGAAAUCGCGCAUAAGAUAAAUCCUCGCGAUGUUAAAGGUCCCGCUGAUUCAUCAACUCCUUGACUUCCGAUGAAAAUCGAUCUCCAUUUGCCUACACUCGAAGAUCUCGCAAAAAAUUCUUCAUUAACUUCUCAUUGUACCACUCUUUAUGCCUGAAUUCUAUCGCUUUCAAGGGCAAACUGUAUUCCAGAUUUCGAGAAAAUUAUUCCAUUGAUUCCGCGGAUCACAGAGACCAACCAUACUGGUUUCCUCCCCUAUAGACACUUAGACUGUUACUGUAGGUCCCUGUACAAUCCAUAAUUCCACAAACUUGGAAAUAAAUAUACCCAACUUGAAACAAUGAUAAAUUAAACAGAGUAACACGCUAGUACGAUCGUCAUCAAACUUACAGAAAAAAUAUCUCGCCUGUGGAAAUUCACAGUUUCGAUCGCCUAUGAACAUACUAAUAUCCGCAGUGUAGUAACGUGCCAGCGUUGCAAAAAAAUCCAUGCAAAGAUGCAUUACAUAAAAAUCGCGAGAAUCCGUGGAAUCUCAUUUCUUAUGGUCAGAAUGAUUUAAAUAGGAACACUACACCCAGAUAUCUGCGCAUACCGGGGAUCGUGAUAAUGGACGUCGCUGAUAUCAACAUGCCGGUCUCGCACAUUUUCUCGUGACCAAUGUUAUCGGUUUUCGUUGAAAGUCGCCGUGAUCGACACAUUCCAACGAUAGCGCGUUGAACAACAAGCGAUUGAAACCGAGUCGAAGAACCGUCGUGAUCCUAACCUCAAUGGGUAAACGCUUCCCGUCGCGGAGUUGAGGUUAUGUCCAGUCAGGACUAACUUCGCGGAUCGUAUGUCGUAUGCACCACGUGGCCAUGGCCAGUGGCCUUCGACCUGCGGCAGAGUGACGGGGACGGUAACUCACCUUCGUCUCGUCUUCACGACCGACGGAGACCUUCAAAAUUUCGACGAGUCGCUCCCGAGCUGGCAUUUUCUUGGACGCACGUCCGCUGAUGGUUUACGCACCCGAGCUCAUCGUUUCACGACAGUACGGACCGCUCGCAAGAACAGAUUCAAUUGACACUCGGGGAUACGGACACAGGAAACGCAGAAACGCACCACGCACAGGGUCACUUUCGUUACAUACGAGCGCGCUCUGCUCCAGCGUUUCGUCACAGUGCCCUUGUAUUCGCUGUGUUCCGAGCGUUUCGAGAUACGGGUCACGUGAUGCUGCCCGAGCGCCGCGACGCGACGGGAAACGACGCGCCACCGGUCGAUCGAUCACACCGCUGGUUGCGUCGCAUGCGUGCAUCCUUUACAUUUAAUCUCUACGCCCACGUGUCACUCCCUGGUUCUAGGAAAGGUUGAAUUUCUUGGUAGUUUCCUUUUUUCCUUUCGCGUUAACCGAUAUUUCCAAUUGUCACGUUAUUCCCGGAGCUGCGAAGAACAUCAAACACGAUAUUUGUACAAUAAGUUGAAAUCCGAAAUUGAAAUCGUUUAAUUCGAAAAACGAGACGAAUACGAUAACAUGUGUCCAUUCUAGAGUAACACUUUCGGCAAUUAAGGCUCGAAUCCAUCUCAGAAAAAAACUCUCGCGAAUUAUUUUCACUUGAGAAUAACAGAGCAAAUAAAAGUUAAUAUCAAGACUGUGUCCAUAGUCCAUUUGCGAGAAAUACUCUCGAAAGCAACUUGCGACAGUUUUACUCUCAGUUGGAUUCAGGCCUUAAGGUUCAUUAUAGGGACAAUGAAAGAGUAAUUCAAAACAUUUUAUGUAAUUUUAUUCAAAAUUUCUUAUUCGAGCCAUUCCGAAAUUUCAGUGGAAGCGAUUAAUUUCGUGGAUCUCUUAAAAACUGUUCAUCUAAACAUUCUUCGUAUUUGUUUGGUUACGCAAAACAUCUCUUUCUACUCUAGUUUGCGCAACAAAUUUGAAUAAUACAUGCAUGAUGGACGUGCUAACAAAAACUCUUUUGACAUGUGCAUUAUUUAUUCGUGCAUACGUUCUAAUUGUCGGAUUACCAAGAAUGAUCAAUUUAACAGAUACGUCGACAAAUAUCUUCAAAGCACAAUAUUUCUCGAAUCUCGUACUAUGAAGAACAUUGUUUUCUCAGUGAAAUACAAUUUUUUCGCCAAGGUUAUCCAGUACUGUAAAAAUGCUAACAUAGAUAUUCGUUUGGACUUGCGAUACAGACACACCGUAAUCGAAACCAAUUUCACACCGAUUGUUCCUUCGGCUGUGUGUCGCCAUAAAUCGCAGUGUUCAUGCCCGAUCUCGUCCUUACCUAGUGUUUCACAAAUGCGACGUCGGUAGCCGACGUUUAGAAAGUUUCGAAAAAAUUUUCAAUGUAGCUGUCGUGAAAACACGUGUCCAACGACAACGUGCUCACAAUGAAUCAACCGACCAAUUCUGGGCACCCACGAAAGAAACUUGCAAAGUGUCCUUCAGGCGUCCAUCCGAGUCCCAUCAGCAAACACAAAUUAAGGCGAAUUUCUUCGACAUCGACGUAUGUAGUAGACGACGAAGAUGACCUUGAACGAAUAAAAAACGUAACAUUAGAGAGCACGUCGGGCACCGAACUUAGGCAAGACGUCAAUCGCCCUGCCAGGAGGAUUGAUAAGACUACUUCGAGCACGACGUUCUGCAGCGGUAGAAAGGCAUGGAAUCAUUGUAAUGCUAAGCCGUCGACCACCUUCGUUCCAGACAAUUCAGUCAUUGAGGAAGAGAGUGAGCUAAUCGGUGCGUUGACGAAACAACUGUAUCUAGUAGAGUCUCAGAUGCAGAUGGUGCAGAGUGACUUGAAGAAAAAGGAAGUCCUAUUAAAGUCGAAGGAUCAAGAAGUGACCAAGUUGAAACGAAAGAUGAAGGAUUGGGAAACUAAGACCAGGGAGCAGGAGACUCUACGUAAAAGGGAGCAACAGCAACGGCGCAUCCAAAAAGAUAAUUCGGAGAAGCUUUACCGACGAUGUGUGAUGCUCGAGCAGAGAAUUCAUGAGAUGGAGAAGUUCUUGGCCGAUUAUGGUCUGAUCUGGGUCGGCGAUACGAAGAACUCGAAGAACCCUGAAGCGGCCACCAAUAGUUACAUCGAGACUUGUUACGAGCAGAUAAUUGCAAACAUCGAUCAGCUAAACUUAGCCGCAGGGAAGGGCGAAGUUCAUGUACAGCACAACGAGAAAGGGAGAGGCGCCAUGUUCAAAAUGCCUUCUUGCAUGUCCUUGAAAUUCUACAAAAAUGGAAUGGUUGUGCAUGAUGGUUUACUACGGCUUUAUAAUGACCCUACUACGAUGUCCUUCUUGCGGGACAUUUUGGAAGGAUACUUCCCUUCCGAAUUGCAACAGGCUUAUCCAAACGGUGUACCUUUCAAGGUAGAGGAUAGGAGAAAACAAAUGUACCUGAGUGACUCUGUCGAAUUCCCCGGUCAAGGUUAUCGGCUGGGAAAACAACCUCAGGCUGAUAACGUAUCGAUAUCGCCCAGUACAUCUCGGCGACCAGGCACAGCUUCUCUAAAGUCAGGCCGUCGUAAUGCAGCUUCAAAGGACACUGUUUCCGGCACUGACAAUUCCGCGACACCCACAACUGUCAGAUCUGGAAAAUCGAAAAGCCCGACAGUAGAAAGUCCGCCUGCCGAGAUGUACGUCCUCCGUUCUCAAAUAUUGGCGUCGCAUAAUAACGUUUGCUCCGACACUCAUUUACAGUCGCAUAUCAACGCCGAACUCGGUUUGAGCAGUCGGAAAGAGAAGCGAGACGUAGCUACCAAACACAUAGAGUGCGACGCCAGUAUACAUGAGAGGUUCGUGAAGACGAAAGGCGUGUUAAGAUUUCCAAGUUCCGGCCGAUGUUACAAUCCUUCCAGCGACAGAUCCUCGUCCAAAGCAUCGCCUAGUCGAUUGGAGAACAACCAACACACUGGUAGGCAGAGGACGAGAUCAUCCAGCCUGCCAAACUCCCGUAUAUCCAUCAGUUCAAAGCCGAUCACGAAAACUAGAGCGUUCAUUGGGUUCAAUAAUGUUGACGGUCUACAGUCAUCGAUUCCUCACAAAGCACAUAGUGCAAGCAGGCGGAGUCCUCGUACUGCAAAGUCCGCAGAACCAGUUCGAAAGAGUGCACCUCCAAUCUUGUACCAGGUAAACGAACCAUCUGGAAAAUCGGGCGAACUUCGACUAAAGGUCAGAUCAUUGAACGGUGGUACAGUAUAUCUGGUGCACGUUUCUGCCGACGAGCCGAUAGCUCGACUCUACCAAUUACUGGACAGAGCGAUGGCGAGGACAAUUCCUCGAGGAUACAAGAUUGUCCUCAGCGGUUACUCGCCAAGGAGGCUGGAUCAGUUAGGUACGACGUUAAGAGAAAUCGGCAUCACCAGGGAUAGCGUGUUACAUUUAGUGAACGAUUGAUUGCUUCGUGCGAUAUUGUUUCGUCCUCAUAGCAAAAGUUUCUUUCGUGUGUACAUAUUGUUGUACAUGUUUCACAAGUGAUUUUCGGGAAAUAUACUCGUUUUAUAAGUAA